Molecule: messenger RNA, 1461 nt
Organism: Loxodonta africana (African savanna elephant)
Lineage: Eukaryota; Metazoa; Chordata; Mammalia; Proboscidea; Elephantidae
Product: histone H4
Exons: 1
Coding region: 40-351 (103 amino acids)
Biological process (GO): nucleosome assembly
Cellular component (GO): nucleosome
Molecular function (GO): protein heterodimerization activity; structural constituent of chromatin; DNA binding
Source: RefSeq, a predicted model, not a curated record
UCUUUCUUGCUCACUUGCUGUGAGCUUGCUUGUGUGAUCAUGUCUGGUCGCGGCAAAGGCGGGAAGGGUCUUGGGAAAGGCGGCGCUAAGCGCCACCGCAAGGUGCUGCGCGACAACAUUCAGGGUAUCACAAAGCCUGCCAUUCGGCGUCUGGCUCGGCGUGGCGGUGUCAAGCGAAUCUCGGGCCUCAUUUAUGAGGAGACCCGUGGGGUGCUUAAGGUCUUCCUGGAGAAUGUGAUCCGCGACGCCGUCACCUACACCGAGCACGCCAAGCGCAAGACGGUUACUGCCAUGGACGUGGUCUACGCGCUCAAGCGCCAGGGGCGCACUCUUUACGGCUUCGGCGGCUAAAGUUUUUAUCUGACCCUUCUGAGUCUAUUUUCCAAAGGCCCUUUUCAGGGCCGCCCAACUGGUCAAAAGAAGAGCUGUAAUGAUGAGGCAUAAUAUAAGGACUCGAGCAAUUAAGGAUUUGGUAGCCCUAGCUCACAGUGAGGAAAAGUGACGUUUUUUCCUCUUACUUAAAACUGAGUGGCAAAAUUUGGCCUGAGGCAUGUAUACAGUCAAAGGCGCACAUAUUCCCCACCUAGUUCCCUCGCCCCACUUAACUGGAUAAAGUAAAAAACAGUAUUUCCAACUCAAGAAUAAAUGGAAAAAGACCAGGCGUUGUAAGGAGCUUGCAUCCGUUUCUAGGGAACAAAGAGAAACAGUUUGUCCAAUCAGCGAACCCCAUCCAUGGCUGUUAUCCAGUCAGAACUGAUGAGUUAAUGCCAUUCUCCAAGGGAGCCAUCUAGGGGGAUGGGAAAACCCAGGGAAAAUUUGUUUUGUCUUUAAAACUGUAGUCGUGGCCGAGUGGUUAAGGCGAUGGACUAGAAAUCCAUUGGGGUUUCCCCGCGCAGGUUCGAAUCCUGCCGACUACGGACUAUUUGGUGCCCUGGUGCUGCGGUGGUUACAAGUGGUUUCUUGGACACUGUAAGCUGUGCUUCUACUCUGACGUAUAGGGCUUUUGUUCGGUAUGAGUCGGAGCAGAUUUCAUUUGGAAACUCUGGUGGCAUAAUUUGGAAACUCUGGUGGCAUAGUAGUUAAGUGUUACGGCUGCCAACCGAAAGGUCGGCAGUUCGAUUGGCAGUUCGAUUCCAUCAGGGGCUCCUUGGAAACUCUAUGGGGCAGUUCUAUUCUGUCCUAUAGGGUCGCUAUGAGUCAGAAUUGACUCGACGGCAGUGGGUUUUUGUUUGGUUUUUAUUUUUGUGGAUUAUGAAAUAGAUAUCUACAUGGCCUUAAGACAUGUCCUGAGAACAGAACUGCAAUUAUCACUAAAAAAAAGAGAAAAAGUAAAUGAUGGGCUGGGAGGAAACCAGAUUCAUACAAUACCAGCAUAUCCAGGCAUUGGAUUCAGGGGAAAUUAAAAUCUGGCCUAGGAAGAAAAGGCACCUCCCUUUCUUUGAGUAGCAACACGGCCCUCAG